AAAAUCAAAGAGCAAGAAAAUACAGAUGGAUCGUCAUUGGAAUCAUCGUCAUUGCUAUAUGCAUUGAAUCUUUGCUCAAAUCUGGUCACCUAUUUGCAUUUGUAUCUCCGCCUCCCCAAUUUCUCUCUCUCCCUUUAUAAUCACUUUUUCCGCCACACCACCCUGCUUCCGAUCUCUCUCCACGCUCACAGCUUCAAACGCAUACUACAUUUGUAGAUACACAGGCUUCAAUGGCAGCUUCAUUUGGAGUUUCAUCGGCCGCAGCUGCCAACGCCGUCAAAUCGCCUGCGCUCUCUCCUCCUUCUCUUCCAGUCAUCAGAUCUGAGGCGAGGCCGAUCUCUUGUCGAAUUAAUAAAUCCCGCAAGGCUGGGAAAAUCACUACCAAGGCAGUUGCGGCACAGGCUGAAAAUCCUGCAUCAGCGGCUUCCAAACCAGGGCAUGAAGUGCUGUUGUUUGAAGCCCUUAAAGAAGGACUGGAUGAAGAAAUGGAGAGGGAUCCUCGAGUUUGUAUAUUUGGUGAAGAUGUGGGACAUUAUGGUGGUUCGUACAAGGUCAGCAAGGGUCUUGCUGACAAGUAUGGAGAUCUGAGGGUGCUAGAUACACCCAUUGCUGAAAACUCUUUCACUGGCAUGGCCGUUGGGGCAGCUAUGACAGGUCUAAGGCCAGUCGUUGAGGGCAUGAACAUGGGAUUUCUUCUCUUGGCAUUCAACCAAAUAUCUGACAACUGUGGCAUGUUGCACUACACCUCAGGGGGGCAAUUCACGAUUCCAACUGUGAUCCGAGGGCCCGGAGGAGUUGGACGUCAACUUGGGGCUGAGCAUUCACAGAGGCUCGAGUCCUACUUCCAGUCAAUCCCUGGAAUACAGAUGGUUGCCUGUUCGACCCCAUACAAUGCCAAGGGUCUGAUGAAGGCUGCCAUCCGCAGUGAGAACCCCGUGGUUCUGUUCGAGCAUGUGCUCCUAUACAACUUAAAGGAAAGAAUUCCAGAUGAAGAGUAUGUAGUGUCACUAGAAGAAGCAGAGAUGGUGAGGCCCGGUGAGCAUGUUACGAUCUUAACAUACUCUAGGAUGCGAUACCAUGUCAUGCAAGCUGCCAAGACUCUGGUUAACAAAGGCUAUGACCCAGAAGUGAUCGACAUUAGAUCCUUGAAGCCCUUUGAUCUCUACACAAUUGGAAACUCCAUUAAGAAAACACACAAGGUAUUGAUCGUUGAGGAGUGCAUGAGAACAGGUGGUAUUGGGGCCAGCCUUACCGCUGCAAUAAAUGAGAAUUUCAACGACUAUUUGGAUGCACCAAUUGUUUGCCUCUCGUCGCAGGAUGUCCCUACUCCUUAUGCUGGGACGUUGGAGGAGUGGACUGUUGUCCAACCUGGGCAGAUUGUAACGGCUGUUGAGCAGCUCUGCCGGUAGCUUUGAAAGACCUCUGUCUGCCACCCUGUGUUGCUACAGCUACUGUUUCAACGGUAUCUCUUUUCAUCACAACUCAGCUAUCCUUUUCCCAUUGAAUAGUUUUGUUAUUAGAUGUUAGAUCAGUUAAUUAAAUUUUUGUGAACCUCUCUAUGUCAAGUGUUGCUCCAGAUGAGGCGCCUUAUCUUAUUCAAAGAAGAUUGUAUGCAUUGGAGAAAAUCAGUAUUGUUUUGUGAACUUGUUUAGUUUAGUUAUUUUUCCUAUGGUAAACUUUAUUUCUCUUAGAAUUGAACCUGAUAAAAAAUGUACUUGUAACCCCUUUAAUUUGUAAGUUCGAUUAUUUGUCAAUAAUUGUUGCAUCGCGAUUUUA
Salvia hispanica is the source of this 1776-nucleotide messenger RNA. RefSeq names its product pyruvate dehydrogenase E1 component subunit beta-like. The record is from RefSeq and is a predicted model, not a curated record. Lineage: Eukaryota; Viridiplantae; Streptophyta; Magnoliopsida; Lamiales; Lamiaceae.